AUGUCUAUUAUGGUGGCAAAAAUUUCAAAUUUUAAGAUUAGGUUUAGUCAGUCUAGGAGGCUUCGCCUCCCUCUCCUCGUUCUCCACAUACAAGUGCUUCGUCGGGACCCCCUCCAAAUCGACGUCAAGGUCACCGUCUUCAUCUCCGGCCGCCGCGCUCCGGCGAGAUUUCCGAACGCUACGGCCAUCUUCCGGCGCCACGGACACUGCCCUCGACUUCCUGGACACCUCCGCCAUGGACGGGAGCACGGGAAACUCGCCGCCUUUGAUCUACGUCGCCACAAGCUUCAACGCCAUGCCAGGAUACUCUUCAAGGUCUCCUCCUUCCCUGCCCGUGCGGAACACAGAGCCGGAGCGUCCGAGUCGACUACCUCCACCCGCGUCCACGACGGUGAUCACCACGACCAUCUUCUUCCCCGACGUCUUCACGCGAGCCGAGGCGAAUCCCUUCGCCAGAAACCUCUCGGAUCGCGAAGAGGUGUUGUGAGAUACGACAAGUUCUUCUGCAGCUUUUCACAGGUACGAGAUGACGAUGUUAGCAAGGUUACCCUUCCGGCUUGGCCUGGGCAGGGUUAUGGACGCCACUGGUUAUCUUCAGGACUCUUAGUCCAAUUUGUAUCUUGUCCGUACUCGGACGCAUUCGAUCUUCUGUAUGACUUGGAUCUUUGUAUUGUAUAUUUGUAUCUUGACUCGUUGGAGUCGUUGUUGUAAUAUAUGUUUCUUGUGGGCUC
Lolium perenne is the source of this 731-nucleotide messenger RNA. The record is from RefSeq and is a predicted model, not a curated record. Lineage: Eukaryota; Viridiplantae; Streptophyta; Magnoliopsida; Poales; Poaceae.